Messenger RNA from Entamoeba invadens IP1, 1506 nucleotides. RefSeq names its product xylulose kinase, putative. Gene Ontology annotation, biological process: carbohydrate metabolic process. The transcript has a single exon. The record is from RefSeq and is a predicted model, not a curated record. Gene Ontology annotation, molecular function: kinase activity. Bases 1 to 1506 code for a protein of 501 amino acids. Lineage: Eukaryota; Evosea; Mastigamoebida; Endamoebidae.
AUGUUAUUGGGGUAUGACAUUGGCAGUUCUUUUGUUAAAGCGUCACUAAUUGACAUUUCAACAAAUUCAACACUUUUCACGACACAGUCACCGAACACUGAAAUGCCAAUUAAAGUAAAGUCGCCUGGUUUUGCUGAGCAGAAUGUAGAUGAGUGGUGGCGCAGUGUAGUUGCUGUGACGCACUCGAUAGUGUCUUAUUGUAUUUCUUCAAAUCUUUCAACCGACCAAAUCAAGAGUAUUGGGAUUUCAUAUCAAAUGCAUGGAUUAGUCCUUUUGGAUGCAAAUGGUCAAGUUUUGCGGGAGAGUAUUAUUUGGUGUGAUUCACGAGGGAUUUCAUAUGGCAAGCGAUAUGAAGAAAUGAUUGGAGCAGAGUUUUGUGAAGAGCAUUUAUUAAAUCUCCCAGGCAAUUUUACUGCAUCGAAAAUUGGAUGGGUGAGAGAGCAUGAGCCCGAAGUCUUCUCGCGAAUAUAUAAAGUGAUGUUACCAGGAGAUUAUAUAGCAUAUAGAAUGAGUGGUAAAAUGCAGACUACUUGUUCUGGACUUUCAGAAAUGAUGUUAUGGGAUUACACCACACAAUCUAUUAGUGAAGAAAUGGUAUCGAUGUGCGGUCUGAAACUAUCACAACUUUGUGAUAAAGUCGACACCUUUUCAGUUCAAGGAACACUUCUGUUAAGUGUUUCUGAGGAACUGAAAAUCCCUCAAAACGUCAAAAUUUGUUAUCGAAGUGGUGACCAGCCUAAUAACGCAUUUACAUUGAAUUGUUUACAUGACGGAGAAGUUGCUUCGACUGCUGGAACAUCAGGAGUUGUGUAUUGCAUCACUCAACACAAAGUGAAAGACUCGACAAACGAAGUCAAUACGUUUCUUCAUGUGAAUCACUCGACAGAGAAUGAACACUAUGGAGUGUUGCUUUGUAUCAGUGGAUGUGGGUGUUUGUACUCAUUCAUGAAGAAAGUUAUUGGCGCAGAAUACACUAGAAUGAAUGAAUUAAGUGAACAAGUUCAAAUAGGUUCUGACGGUCUUCUUGUUAUACCUUUUGGCAAUGGACCCGAGAGGAUUCUUGGAAAUUUGGACAUGAACUGCUCCAUUCACGGUAUCAAUUUUUUCAUUCAUGAUAAAAGACAUCUCAUUCGGGCGUCGUUAGAGUCCAUUGCGUUUUCAUUUGCGUAUGGAAUUAAACAUAUUGAAAAUAUGGGCAUUCACAUCAAUACUAUAAAGGCGUGCAAAGCAAAUUUAUUUCUCUCAAAUGUCUUUGUAGAGACGUUGUCCGGAGUAACGAAUAAAGUCGUUGAGAUAUAUGACAGCGAUACAGCAAGUGGAGCUGCUCGUGGCAGUGGUAUAGGUCUUGGUGUUUUUACAUAUGCAGAAUGUGCUCCUAAAAUAGUUGAACGGGUGUGUAUAGAAGAUGAAAAGAGAAGACAGUUAUUUGCUCUUUAUUACAAACAAUGGGAAAACAUUGUGUUGCGACAAAAAGACGAGUUGUUGCAAAAAGUAUUUAAUAAUUAA